Onychostoma macrolepis is the source of this 1713-nucleotide messenger RNA. RefSeq names its product vestigial like family member 1 (gene vgll1l). Gene Ontology annotation, cellular component: nucleus. The transcript is spliced from 4 exons. Gene Ontology annotation, biological process: regulation of transcription by RNA polymerase II. Bases 249 to 872 code for a protein of 207 amino acids. NCBI's taxonomy places the organism in Eukaryota, Metazoa, Chordata, Actinopteri, Cypriniformes, Cyprinidae. The record is from RefSeq and is a predicted model, not a curated record.
UGUUCAGUCACAUUCUACUCGGUGCUGGUUAAAGUUCACAGAUUAACGCCCCACAUUUAAGGGCAAAAAGUGAAGUAGUUUCUUUUAGUCGACGUACAAAGGGAAACGAUUAAACUUAUUUAACUGCAGCGUGUUCAAAUCUCGCGCAACAGCGGAUAUUUCGCUUUUACUUUAAUGUAAUUUAUCGGGUUGCAGCGUCUGAUUAAACACUCGAGAUUUCACGACUGUUGCACGUACUUAGAUCAGUGAUGGAGGAGGGCCUAGGGCACCCUGUGGCUAAGAAGACUAAAGAGGAGUCUGGUAGUGUCCUUCUCACCUACUUCCAAGGAGACAUCAGCAGCAUGGUGGAUGAACAUUUCUCCCGUGCUCUGAGUCAAGCAAAUAAACCGAGGGAGGAAUGCUCCAAAAUCAAAAGAAACCGUAAAGUUGCUCAAUCAAAUGGACUUUCAAGUCAAUGGGAAGCAGAGUCACAAACCAGGUUUCAGCCCUUGUUUCCUCCAGAACAUCUCCGGCAAGGAACAAGCAGCGAGUCUCACUCAAACCAACAAAUGCCAUCAAAUCACCCUGCAAACAGUGCUAUUCUGUGGUCAGGGGAUUCUAGGCAGGGAUUGAGUGUCAUUUUGCCCCCCAUGAUGUACCCCUCGGCUGCAUCCUCUGAUGGUUUGAUGGUGGCAGAACAUCGGUACUCUAAUUCUCUGUUAAAUUUCCUCCACAACGAUCACUCUGACUUGGGUACAGUGGUGCUACCCUCCUCCAAACAAGACCUUACGCCUGGAUGGACCAAGUAUCCUGGAUUUGGCAAUCAGAUGACUGAUAUGAAUCUUAACUCUGGUGUACAGGUGGUUGAGAAAAAGGAUCGUUUUUGGUAUUAACAAUGUUAUUUGAGAUUGAAAAGGAAGAACAAAGAAGUCUUUCACUCUUUCGUUUUAACUGAAAAAGUGACUAAUGGACUUUGCAAUGCUUCACCUGGAGGCGUCUGUACAUCCAACCUGUUCAGAAACAAGCUCUUCAUGUACCACAGCACAGAAGAAGAUUGUACAAGAGAUUGGCCUCAGGCUUUAUGGUUAAAGACGUUUUACACGCACACAAAAACACACACUAAAUCUGUGUUUUUACAUAAUUUAGAGUGUCAGGUGGAGUUUAUUUGUUUGUUGUUGUUGUUUUUUAUUGCAAACAUCUGAUAGACUUUUUUAUCUGAAAACUAUUUUUGUUGCAUUUAAUUUGUCAGAUAGGCUUCUCUGGAUGUAAAUAACUGAUUUGAAAAAUUAUUACAAACAUAAUACAUUGAUUACAUAAAGAAAUGUAGGUCUAUAAAUGUACAAAAACUAAAAGUAUAAAGAGGUUUUAUAAGGGCUUUAUUAUAAUUUAGUAAAGUGCAGAUGUUUCAAUUUGUAGUUUGCACAAACCAUAUUUAUUCUAUUUCAUUUAUGUUUGGAUGAGAGCAUUACACAACUUGUCUAUGCUGUUAUUUGUCAAAUUUGAUUGCUUUAAAUGCCAGACAAUACUAGUUUGAUUGAUAUCAACAACAAAAGAAACCUUUCUCCUCUCUUUCAAAAAUUUUAUUCUUAUUUAUUUUGCUACCCUAAAUAUGUACAUGUAUACAGUUAGUCACAUUUUAUUAUUGGCAUUAGGCAUUGUUUUUCCCUGCUAUUGUGUUAUAUAAAUGUAAUUGUAUUGUAUUUCCAUAAAUGGCACAUUACAGCAUUUCUUCAA